AAACCUGGUGGUUUGGGUGUCACCCUGACAGCAGUGACAUCAGAUGCCCUCUGCAGUAUAAAACCCUGGUGAGGAGGCAGUGUCAUGUCAGAUGCCCUUGUGUGUUAGCAGUCUUUAGCUCGCUCAUCAUGCGUGAAAUUGUACAUCUACAGAUCGGACAGUGUGGAAAUCAGAUAGGCUCUAAGUUUUGGGAGGUGAUCAGCGAGGAGCAUGGAAUCAGUGCUACGGGAAUGUAUGAGGGGGAUGAUCCUCUUCAGCUGGAGAGGCUCAACGUCUAUUUCAACGAGGCAAAUGGUGGUAAAUAUGUUCCCCGGGGCCUGCUCCUUGACCUAGAACCAGGGACCAUGGACAGUGUCAGGGGUAGCCGCAUCGGAGCUCUCUUCAGGCCAGAUAACUUUAUACAUGGAAACUCUGGUGCUGGGAACAACUGGGCCAAGGGCCACUAUACAGAGGGAGCAGAGCUUGUGGACACCGUGAUUGACAGGGUGCGUCAGGAGAGCGAAGGAUGCGACUGCCUUCAGGGCUUCCAGUUUGUCCACUCCCUAGGUGGCGGGACGGGGUCCGGCAUGGGCACCCUCAUCAUCAACAAGAUCCGCGAGGAGUACCCCGAUCGCAUCAUGACCAGCUUCAGUGUCCUGCCCUCGCCCAAGGUGUCAGACGUCGUGGUGGAGCCCUACAAUGCCACGCUGUCCAUCCACCAGCUCCUAGAGAACACGGAUGAGACCUUCUGCAUUGACAACGAGGCUCUCUAUGACAUCUGCUUCCGGACGUUGAAGCUCACCAACCCGACCUACGGUGACCUGAACCACCUGGUGUGCAUGACCAUGAGCGGGGUCACGACCUCCCUGAGGUUCCCAGGUCAGCUCAACGCCGAUCUGAGGAAGUUAGCUGUCAACAUGGUGCCCUUUCCCCGCCUCCACUUCUUCAUGUCGGGCUUUGCACCUCUCACAGCUCGCGGCAGCCAGAAGUACCGCACCCUCUCCGUGCCCGAGCUCACCCAGCAGAUGUUUGAUGCCCGUAAUAUGAUGACCGCCUGCGAUCCCCGAAGAGGACGCUAUCUGACCGUGGCUGGGAUGUUCCGUGGCAAGAUGUCCACCAAGGAAGUGGACGAGCAGAUGCUGAUGAUGCAACAGAGGAACAGCAACUACUUUGUGGACUGGAUCCCUCACAACUGUAAAGUAUCCGUAUGUGACAUCCCACCUCGGGGGCUCACAAUGGCCUCCACCUUCAUUGGCAACAACACGGCCAUUCAGGAGAUCUUCCGUCGUGUAGGAGACCAGUUCUCGCUCAUGUUCAGGCGCAAGGCCUUCUUGCACUGGUACACUGGCGAGGGCAUGGACGAGAUGGAGUUCACAGAGGCAGAGAACAAUCUGAAUGACUUGGUGUCCGAGUACCAGCAGUACCAGGAUGCCACGGCUGACGAGGAGGGUUGGGGCCCCGAGGAGGUGGCUGGGGAAGAGUCGGCUUCACCAGCUGCAACGAGAGUUCAGAGUACGGAAGCUACGACGAUGGAGACUGUGACAGAGACUAUUGAAACCAUUGAGACUAUAGCUGAGUAGAUGAUAACAAGGGCCAAGGGUUUUUCCAGGUCAGGUCAUGAGGUCAGGAAAAACUUCUGGCCCUACUCUAGUAUUUGCUUCAUAGUGUCCAAAGGAGAUAUCAGCACAAUUGCCUGUUUAAUAAAAUGUACAGUGUGGUAAUAGAGAGCUGUAAUGUAGUGUCAAUUGUCUGCAUUUGUAUACUGAUGUAGGCCUAUUUUAUGUUUUUUAUGAAACUGAAUAGACCAGGAAAGAAUCUGUCUUACAAAUAUAGGUAACAUAUUCUGUCAAUGUUAUAAUGUAGACUAACAGAUUUCCCAAACUUGAUUGAGAUCCUAUGCAAAUUAAAAAAGCUGUAUUUAAAAGGGGAGUAUAAUGUUCUAUUUGUUAAUUAUUUUGUGCCUCAGCAAUUUUAGCAAUGUAUUCAGUGUGAUAUUGUGAACCAUUUGUAUUAUUAAAAUUCUCUAUUAUAACAA
This is a messenger RNA of Salmo salar (Atlantic salmon), 2014 nucleotides long. Its product is annotated as tubulin beta-6 chain. The record is from RefSeq and is a predicted model, not a curated record. Lineage: Eukaryota; Metazoa; Chordata; Actinopteri; Salmoniformes; Salmonidae. Gene Ontology annotation, molecular function: GTP binding; structural constituent of cytoskeleton; GTPase activity. Gene Ontology annotation, cellular component: microtubule. Gene Ontology annotation, biological process: microtubule-based process.